CUAUUUCCCGAAGUAUCAUUUCCGAAGUUCUGGACGAGAUGUGAUACGGCCAAGCCUGUGCUAAAUUUCCCCCCCUUUUGUGUGUAUUAACAGCAGUUUAUUUCGUUCUCUGCUCUUAAUUCUCCUUCUUCAUGCGUCGAAGGAGUGGCGUAGAAUAAGAGAACGGUGGAAUAUUGGGGAAAUAAAGGAGAACAGUAGAGAUGAAAAUCCAGCAUUUAUUUUCGUGAGUGGGCGAUGCAAGCUUGUAGUAGGUGGGGUCAGACCCAGUUCGCCUUGGAGAGCAGUAACCAGAAUAUAUCUAUUUACAGGAAGGUCUUAUUAGGAGACAAUGCCUUCACAGGCUAUCAAACCAACUUCUCUGGGGAUGACGGGAAUGAGGAACAAUGACACCUGGACCGAUGGACUCCCAAUCUGCAAAUUGUCAGGUGUGGGGAUGUCAGCCAACCAGAUGUAUCGAGAAGAUGGAACACCAUGCUCGGAACAUGAGUAUGAGGACCGCAGCAUUCACUUUUGUCUUGACCGUGAAAAUCACACUUACCUGUAUGGGGUCUUUGAUGGCCAUGAUGGAGCCAAGGCAGCAUACUUUGCAUCCCAGAGGAUGCCUGCAGAAUUAAGUUUUGAGCAGUUGACAGGAAAAACAACAGAAGAAGAGGUGAAAGAAGUCUUUAGAGAAGCUUUCCUCUCGGUCGAGAAUGCUUUCUUGGAGUCCAUUGAUCCGAGAAUUGCAGAACGUACCCAGCUGUUGGACAAAAUUCCUGAUGGAAUGUCACAGUUUGAAGCUGCUCAGAAAUUCCCAGAAACAUUUAGUAGACUUCAGGCAUUAGACCAGGAGAUAAGAGGAGGGACGACAGCUGUUGUAGCACUGAUACAUGCAAAAACAUUGUAUGUUGGCAAUGUUGGUGAUUCAAGGGCUCUUCUUUGUAAGAAAGAUAGGUCUGGUGUAUUAAAAGUGAAGCAACUUACAGCUGACCACACAACUAGUAGUCAUGAUGAAUUGCAGCGUUUGGAAUCACUCAAUUUGACAGCAAGCAAAAUUCGAGGAGCCAAGCUUGGAAACCAUGAGUUAACAAGGUGUAUUGGAAACUACUUCAUGAAGGGGGGUUAUUCAGAAUUUGACAUCCUAAGUUCAGCAACAGCAGAGCCAGUCAUUGCAGAACCAUACAUCACAUUCAUGCCCAUUGAUGAAUCCUGCAGUUUCCUCUUGCUGAUGAGUGAUGGCCUCUAUAAUUCUUACAAAGAGGCUACAGGAUCUGAGCAAGUUAACAAGGAAAUUGCACAGAUGGUUGUUGAACAGUUUGUAGAGCAACCAACUCUAACAAGCAUAGCUCAGACUGUGGUAGACAAAGUAGUCCGUCUGCACCACGAUAAUUAUCUCACCAAGCAGAGAAAUGUAACAACACGAGAUGACAUUACCCUAAUCAUUCGCAACUUCAACUUUCCCCUGCGCAGUGCCCUUACUCCUUCUGCCGUGUCUGGGGGCAGCUCUCCACGUCCCCCUAUCCAUCACAGGCCACAUCUGAGGACAGCAGUGAGAACUCCUGAUCUGUCAUCAUCAUCAAGCAGUGAGGACAUAACACUGUGUAAAGAACCUGACUCACUACCAAGUCUCCCUCCUGUGCGUCUACUGCCAGGAUUAAGGGGCCACAAAGUGGACAUAACAGAAGGUGUCAGUAAUUCUGUGGAUGACAACUGUCUUGUCCAUCACACCGACACCAACACGACCUCGACCGAAUCAUCAGAUCUACAGAAUCCGAGUCUGACUCAGUUUUCACUGGACGAAGAUGGGAGGAUUCAUCCCUAUGUUAGUUUUGACCAGUAUUACCAAGCUAUUGAAGAGGCACGGAUAGCUGGGCUCAUAUCGGAAUCUCAGUUGUAUCAAUAUAAAUAGAGCUACAAGUAAAACAUAGCAUAUUUUAAGAUGACAAGAAAUGUAUAGCUUUAUUAGAUUUUUUUAUAGAUAUUUUUAUUGUUGAAUGAAGGAUAAAUUUAAUCUUCAGUAGAAACCUUCAUCAACAUUCUAGUGAAGUAUAUAUAAAAAUUACGAAUUUGUUUUAGCUUUAGAAACCAAGUAAAUGAUGAGCAUUUGAAUGAUCCAUGGUGAUCUGUCUAAAAACGAAUUAUAUUUUAUACGUGUUGA
This is a messenger RNA of Penaeus monodon (black tiger shrimp), 2137 nucleotides long. RefSeq names its product TGF-beta-activated kinase 1 and MAP3K7-binding protein 1-like. NCBI's taxonomy places the organism in Eukaryota, Metazoa, Arthropoda, Malacostraca, Decapoda, Penaeidae. Gene Ontology annotation, molecular function: protein serine/threonine phosphatase activity. Gene Ontology annotation, biological process: protein dephosphorylation. The record is from RefSeq and is a predicted model, not a curated record.